UGGACAUGGUAGACGUACUCGCAUGGAGAAAGAAUUGCAAGCUAAAUACAAGAACAUCACAAAAGAAGUUAUCAUGCUAUAUCUGACACUCUGUAAACCAUGCCAGCAGAAAAACUCAGAACUCAAGAAAGUUCUAACAUCAAAGUCAAUUAAGGAAAUUAACUCCAGGUGCCAGGUAGAUCUCAUAGACAUGCAAUUGAAUCCUGAUGGGGAAUAUAAAUUUAUUAUGCAUUAUCAACGCCUUCAUAUGAAGUUAAGUUUUUUGAGGUCACUAAAAUCUAAGAGGCCUCAGGAAGUUACACAUGCUCUUUUAUAUAUUUUUGCCAUUAUUGGAGCACCCAGUUUCUUACAAUGCAAUAACGGGAGAGAAUUUUCAAGCCAGAUCAUCAGAGAAAUCAGUAAUAUUUGGUCAGAAUUAAAGUUGGUCCAUGGGAAGCCUCAGGUUUGCCAAAGUGAAAGUUCUACAGAAGAAAUUGAGGAAAUCCAAAAGAGGAUCUUCUCCUGGAUGCAAGUGAACAAUUCACCACAGUGGGCUGAAUUUUUGUGGCUCAUUCAGAUAAUCCAAAACCAGCCCUAUCACAGAGGCAUGCAGCAGACUGCAUGUGAAGAUGUAGGUAGAUCUGAAGCUAAGCUAGACCUGUCUCAGUUAACUGCAGAGCUUGUUAGCAGACUGCACAGAAAAAAUGAAUUAGACCAGGUCAAUAAAGAGUUAGAAAAUACUCUCAGAGCCCAGCAUGAAGAAAAUAUUGACAUUGGAACAGAUAGUAGUGACACUGAGGAAAAUCUUUCUGUUAUCACUAAUGUGGCUAAAAAUCCCCCUCCUGAAAGCAGGCUAAGAUUUUUAUCCUGUGUAAUUUGUGAAAAAGAAUCCAUAGGGACAGGUAAUUGUGUAUCAUAUCUUGGAAAUGUCCAUGCACUCCAUGGGGUAUCUUCUCACGAGGAGGCUGUAGAGUGUGGUCAACAAAUAAAUGGUAGUCUUUGUCAUGAGACCAGUACAAUGAAAAGGAAACAGAUUCAGAGAGGGUUGCAUGUUCAACCUUCCAAAAUGCUAAAGCCAUCAGAGUUAGCCAUUUUCACCAGACACAGGAGACUAGAUAAGAGUUUGAGUAUCUUAUGUAAUGAAAGCAGGGGAAAAACUUUAUUGCUCUUUGCCGUGCUCUUGAUGGAUAAGAACUUUGGUCUCCUUCAAUGUAUUUUCCCUAAUGAAGGGCAUGACUUCACCUUUUCAUCAGAUUUGAAGUUAUAACUU
This is a messenger RNA of Fukomys damarensis (Damara mole-rat), 1249 nucleotides long. RefSeq names its product SCAN domain-containing protein 3-like. Gene Ontology annotation, molecular function: protein binding; nucleic acid binding. The transcript has a single exon. NCBI's taxonomy places the organism in Eukaryota, Metazoa, Chordata, Mammalia, Rodentia, Bathyergidae. Bases 23 to 1246 code for a protein of 407 amino acids. The record is from RefSeq and is a predicted model, not a curated record.